Molecule: messenger RNA, 777 nt
Organism: Cynara cardunculus var. scolymus (artichoke)
Lineage: Eukaryota; Viridiplantae; Streptophyta; Magnoliopsida; Asterales; Asteraceae
Exons: 2
Coding region: 1-777 (258 amino acids)
Source: RefSeq, a predicted model, not a curated record
AUGUCAUCUCAUUGGUCAACGAUUAAAAAGAUACGGUUAAUGCUCAAUAUGAGAGCACGCACUGAUCCGUGGUUUUCAGAUUUUUUAUUAAGAGUCGGUGAUGGAGAUGAAGAAGCGGUUGACGAAAGUUUUAUUCGCAUACUGGAUGACAUGACUAUUCCCUAUACUGAUAAAGGUAGGUCAAAAGAUGCGUUGAUUGACACUAUCUUUCCAUCUUUGCAAAUCAACAAAGCUGAUUCGGAUUAUAUCAUUUCUAGGGCGAUAUUAUCAAGUAAAAAUGAGAAUGUUAAUGAGUUUAAUGAUCAGUUGAUCGACAAGUUUUCUGGAGAUAAAAAAAUAUACUACAACUUCGACGAAGCAGAAGAUGAUAAGAAYAAUAUCUAUCCGAUGGAGUUCUUAAACUCUUCAACUAUUAGUGGUUUGCCUCCUCAUUACUUUCAUCUCAAGAUUGGAUGCCCAAUAAUAUUGUUACGAAAUAUCGAUCCAUCAAAUGGAUUAUGUAAUAGCGGUAGAUUGAUAUGCAGAGGCUUUCAACAAAACGUCAUCGAUACAGAAAUAGUUGUUGGUCAGCAUGCUGGAAAGAGAAUGGCUGCCAAGAACGUCAACUUUGCGUUAGACGAGGUCUCCAUCAAGGCCAAUAACCAUCUUGCCUUGUUGGAGAUACCACCCUCUCGAGCCUUCUACCAACCGGCGGCUGACUUUCUCAAACAGUCRUCGCUCGGCUACGCUCUCAACCAUGAACCUCUCAUGGUUAAGGAAAUACUCCAGCAGUUCUAG